This is a messenger RNA of Rotaria sp. Silwood1, 624 nucleotides long. The record is from the annotation of a GenBank genome assembly. Lineage: Eukaryota; Metazoa; Rotifera; Eurotatoria; Philodinida; Philodinidae.
AUGAAGUCUGCAACAAGUUCAAAACGUUCUUUAUCAAAUAUACAAAAACGUAUUGAUGAUUCAACAGAAUAUUAUCCUCUUCUUGAUUAUUCAUUUCGUGGAGCAAAUAAAGUUGAAGAAGCUGUUUCGGCUGAACCACGUGUAGUACCUGGUGCAACCAAUGUUAUUAAAGAAGGUUAUCGAUAUCAUUCAUAUGGAAUUAAUUUGAAUCAUAAUAAUUUAAAUGGUUCGUUGGAUACAUUACCGAAUUUUGUACAAAUGACAUUUAUAAAUCCACAUGCUUUUUCAAUAAUAGAUUUAUCAUUUAAUUUAUUCACAGAAAUUCCAAUUGCUAUUACACAAUUUUCAUCACUUAAAUAUUUUUAUUUUCAUAAAAAUCUUCUUCAUAAUCUAAAGGAUAUUGAAAAAUUAGUUUCAUUAAAAGAACUUAAACAUUUAACAUUAUAUCGUAAUCCAAUUGAGGAUAAUAUACCUUAUCUUCGAUUCUAUGUCUUAUGUUUAUUACCUGGUUUACAAAGUUUAAAUCAUGUACCAGUUAGUAAAGGCGACUUGAAAACAAGUGGUAUAUGGCAACAAAUGAAUAAAAUCUUAAGACCAAAAGUUUUGAAUAAAAUUUCAAAAUAA